Monosiga brevicollis MX1 is the source of this 668-nucleotide messenger RNA. RefSeq lists its product as uncharacterized. The transcript has 4 exons. NCBI's taxonomy places the organism in Eukaryota, Choanoflagellata, Craspedida, Salpingoecidae. The annotation marks the transcript as partial. The record is from RefSeq and is a predicted model, not a curated record.
UUUUUUUUUUGUUCGAGCUCGCAGACAGGAAACGCGCAUCCCUUUGUCAUCGCAUCGCUGGUCUGUCUGUGGUCCUGUGCUCGGGCGUGUGGUGGUGGUGAACGGCCAAGAUGGACGCCGCGCUGCAGGCACUGCGCCGCCAAAGCGGCAGUGGUGAUCAAGAUGAUAUCAAGCAGUCGGCCCAGGUUCUGCUUGAACAGUAUGACCUCGAAGUGCAACAGCGCGUCGAGGCCAUCAAAACAGAGAUUGAGGCCCAGAAGCGGUCAUUCUCAUCACGCAUCAACCCGCUGGCCCUGAAAAUCACAAAGGCGCUGCAGCACUUGGGCGCGGCGGUGCAAGGGCCAAUUUGUGGACAGCACAGCCAUGGAGCAGCUCAAACACCUCUAUCCCACCCUCUGUCAGGUCCGGCUUCUCACCACGAUGUAUGCGCUGCAAUAGCGAGCGCGGGCCUCACCUGGCACCUGGCCACGCAGAAAAUUGAAAAGCAACAAACGGUUGAGCUGCGCGAAAUACGGCACAGUGCCGACCUUAGCGUGCAAGCCAAUUUCGCAUCUCCGGGCGAGCUUCGAAAAGAAUACGAGCAGGAGUUGCGCAACGAGCAGCGGCGGCGCGCUGCUGAAGCUGCCGAGGAAGAGGCCCAAUCGCUUGCCCUCAUCCAUCAGCUCACG